UUCCUCUUUACUUACUUUCUUAUUUGUAUUAUAGUAUUAUUUAUGAAACUGCCCCAAGUGGAGUGGAAAUAGAGUUUUCAUAUAGCCGACCCCAACUAGUGUGAAAUUGAGGCGUAGUAACUGUUAGGGGUCGUUUGGUAGCUGGUUCGAGUUAUGCAGGUGUUAGUAAUACAUGGAUUAGUUAUGAGGGAAUCUAUGUAUUAUUUUAUGCAGAGUUUAGUUAUUCAUGUAUUAGUUAUUCUAAGCUCAGAGUUCCAUUAGUAUAAAUUAGUAGGUGGUAUUUUCCGAUUUGGUGUCUUUUGUGUUACUAUACUCAAAGUUACUAGACGUUUGUGUUAGAAAAGAUAGUUAAAUAGUGGUUGGUAUUUUCCUCUUUACUUGCUUUCUUAUUUGUAUUACUCCCUCCGGAUCAAAAAAAGAGUCCACUUCGCCUUUUUUUCUUGGAUCAAAAAAAGAGUCCACUUAGCAAAUCAAGAAAGAAUUAACCUUGUUUUUUCAUAUUUGCCCCUAUUAAGUGUUAAAUGAUCAAAUCCCAAUGCUUAUUUAAUUAGGGUUAGUUUAGUCAAAUAACCUAUUUUUGUUUAGUAAUUAGUAUUUUUUUAAGGGGUGUGCAAAUGACUAAGUGGACUCUUUUUUUGAUCCGGAGGGAGUAUUUUUUAUGAAAUAAAUAGCGACCCCAACUAGUAUGGAAUUUAGGCGUAGUAAAAGCUAUUGUAUUGUUGUUUCUACUAUCUUCUUGUUCCCAAACCAAAAGAUAUAAGGUUUGCUCUUGUUUAUUUGCCUUUAAUAAACUAGGUGUUCAUAGUUAGUAGGUGUUUGGCUAUAGAUUUCAGAUAUUUGUCACUUUAUUUGGAAUUUAUGAAGUUGGAGUUGUGUUUGGUUAUACUUUCUGCAAAGGAGAGAAGAGAGGACUUUAUUUGGAAUUUAUGAAGAUGGAGUUGGAAAAUAGGUUUUGAGUACUUUUCCAAUUUGAAAAUUUUAUAGCCAAACACUUGUUUUGAAAUACAGUGAAAAAAUAUUCCGGAAAAAAUUGAAUAAUUCUCAUGACUAGAGAGGUCUUUAGAUUAGUAUAAAUUAGUAGUAGUUGUUUAGGCCCCAAAAAUUGAGCAGAAAUGUUGGUUGUUGCUAAAAAUGCAUUGAAUAAUCAGCUGGCCAGCUGUUACAGAAUGUUUGGAAUCUGUGAAACUAUAUUCUCUUUGUGUGCACCUUUGUCUUGAUGUGGAAUUUGAGACCCUUUUAAGCUCCAAUACUAGUAGUCUUUAUUUGUGUAGGGGUACAUCAAAGAGCAUUUUCAAUAAUUUAAACACCUUGCAUUAGUCUUAGAACAACUAAAAAUUAUGUUUGGAACGAUUUCUGAAGAGAUUGAAGUAGCUGUGCCUGCUAGUGAAGCUUGGAAGGUUUAUGGCACGCUUCGACUGGCCAAUAUUGUAGUCAAAGAGCUCCCUCAUGUCGUACACGAGAUUGACGUAAUUGAAGGUGAUGGCGGUGUUGGGACAGUCCUCAAACUAACCUUUCCACCUGGCACUCCGCUGUUUACCUAUUCCAAGGAAAAGUUUACUGUUGUGGAUAAUGAGAAGCGGGUAAAAGUAGCUUUGGUUGUGGAAGGUGGGCUUCUUGAUCACGGAUUCACUUUCUCUCAGGUCCGUUUUGAUGUCAUAGAAAAGUAUGAAACAACAUGCAUCACCAAAGCCACGAUUGAGUAUGAGGUCAAGGAAGAAGCAGCUGCUAAUGUUUCGUUAGUUAGUAUUCAAACUUUUGUGACCAUAAUGGAAACUGUUGCUAAGUAUCUAACUCAGCAGAAAGAUGGUCAAUCAUCUGCCUGAUCUCUUUGUUUCUGUUAAGCCCGUGUGGGUGUUAAUUCAUGGAAUAGCUUAUAAGUUUGUAUUUGCGUAUUAAAAGGAAUAAAAUAAGAACCUCACAAUCGCUGAUUUUAUUAAAUAUGAGAUAACUAACAUCACAGGAUAGUAAUUAGCUGUCGAUUAUAAGGAAAAGAUGCAGGGGUUUCAUAUAGAGUUGGUCAAGGUUCUAGGAUGAGAUGGUUUCUACUGGGUGUCUCUGAUUGUUAUGCGGAGCUUCUUGUUCUGAGGGUCACAGAAAUUCGAAGUUAAUUGAUAAAUACUAACAAAGGUUGUCAAAAUAGUCAAUCAUAAAAUUAGAUCUGGACUUGAGAUUAAUGUUUCUUUCUCCAACUUAAUCAAUCACAUUGCGGAAAUUUAGAUUGAAGUUACGAGUGCUGACAAUUUUGUUAACACAUUUAAUUAACGGAACUAUGAUACCUGGUAUUUCGGCUAGUUGGUUUUCCAAGAUGGAGGUUUAUCAGAUCGGUCAUGACUCUCGUACAAUGUGUGCAACAGAAUUUCGUCUAAUAGGAAGAGAAAGCAGCUUCACAAUGAGAAGCAUACAUUAAUAUCGCAUAUGAUCUUCUGAAAACAAAGUUGAGAAAUCUGUGUGCACAAUUUUUGCCUGAUGUGAUCUAUUUCACAAAGAGAUGAAGAAACUCGAAGGAUAGGAUGAAGUAUCAUCAUGUGCUAAAUAAUUCACUAAUAUCUGAUGUUCAGCUGAAGAUCAAUAGGCAUUCUAUCUAGGGGUGGCAAAAUUAACUCAUGAAAACAUGACCCGUCCAACCCGCUCAAGUUUGGGCGGGUCAAUUUAUUAGCUCAACCCAUUUCAGCCCAUCUAAAAAUCGGGUUGAUAUGUAGCCCAACUUGACCAUAGAAACCUUGUCAAUAUAUUUUCAAAAGGACAUUCUUGUAUUUGAUAUGUUAUAGAUAGCCAUAAUAAAGGAAAAAAUAGUUAAAACUUAGUAAGAAUUGGGCAGGUUGGGUUAUGACCCGGUUUUUAGCUUAUGUCAGUCCAAUCCAUUUCAGCCCUAGUAACUUUUGGCUCGCCCAUUCAUUAACUCAGCCCAUUUUUAACUCGCCCAAUCCGCCCAUUUGACACCCCUAAUUUUAUCUGUGGAAGAACUUGACGUUUGAGUUAAGUUACAAACAAUACAUAUUAAAAUUGUUUUGCUUUCUGAUGAGUGAAUGCUUUUAUGCAUUCUAGUUUUCUAUAAUUUCAUCCAUUGGUCUCAAUUUUAUGCAUCUAAU
This is a messenger RNA of Lycium barbarum (goji berry), 3089 nucleotides long. Its product is annotated as norbelladine synthase-like. The transcript has a single exon. Gene Ontology annotation, molecular function: signaling receptor activity; protein phosphatase inhibitor activity; abscisic acid binding. Gene Ontology annotation, cellular component: cytoplasm; nucleus. NCBI's taxonomy places the organism in Eukaryota, Viridiplantae, Streptophyta, Magnoliopsida, Solanales, Solanaceae. Gene Ontology annotation, biological process: defense response; abscisic acid-activated signaling pathway. The coding region runs from base 1338 to 1823 and encodes 161 amino acids. The record is from RefSeq and is a predicted model, not a curated record.